Molecule: messenger RNA, 2733 nt
Organism: Macadamia integrifolia
Lineage: Eukaryota; Viridiplantae; Streptophyta; Magnoliopsida; Proteales; Proteaceae
Product: probable polyol transporter 4
Exons: 2
Coding region: 751-2325 (524 amino acids)
Biological process (GO): transmembrane transport
Cellular component (GO): membrane
Molecular function (GO): carbohydrate transmembrane transporter activity
Source: RefSeq, a predicted model, not a curated record
UUGCUGUUAAAGUUGAAGAAACAGACAAACCAGAAAAGGAAAAACGAAAGAGAAAAUUAAGACCCGCAUUCGUCGCCGUAGAAUCCAUCCAUGAGGGAUUUGUGAUUCGUUGCUCCAUCCAAUCGAAUACCCUCGUGGGAAACGGAAUUACCAGUGAAAACCGAUAAGACCCAGAAGAAAUUUUGAGAGAAGUUGUAAGGAACUGUUCAUUCCUUCCUUCAUUGCUGCUUCUGCAAAUCUGAGUUAUUCAAAACACCCAAUAGUUAACGGAGACGACGGAGACAACACGGAAAGGAACUCUCCACCUGUCUUCUAUUUAUUUCAGAUUUAGCUUAGCUUUCCUUUUCAUUUCGUAGAAAUUUUCAAUGUUACUCGUCAACUCUGCCUUGGUUGAUUAAUUUAUUUGAAUAAGAAAAUAUAUGGAGAUCAGGUCAAGGCAUGGCUUGGCCAGUGGGAGUUAGGAACAAGGUUGCUUCCUAACGCGUGAAAUAAACAUAAGCCCCACUUGCUCUCAAGUUUGUAGGAAAGCAGCUUUCCGUGGGGACCCAUGAGCCAGCGAAGCUUCAUGUCGACACCACAGACAUAGUCUUUGUCUUCCCUCCGGCUUCCCCUUAGAUGUUAGAUCUGGAGCUCAAUAGUUUCUGUUCUGAGAUUCAAUUCAAGGGCUGAGAAGCCCAAGAAAGCAAAAUAAAAUCUGGGGUCUCCCUUUCUCUCUCUUUCAUCUUCUUUGGGUAUACAGAACACAGAGAGAUGGGAUUUGUGGGACUUCAAGAAAAUGGGAAUGGAGAUGGGUUCUCUAACUUGCCCUUGGGAACCAAAAAUAAAUACAUGAGGAUGGAUGCGGAGCUCACAGAGAACGAAGACGCCUCACAUCAUCGUCAACAGGCUGGAACCAACAAUACGAAGAGAUACGUUUUCGCUUGUGUUGUCUUUGCCUCUCUCAACUCUGUGCUUCUCGGCUACGAUGUGGGUGUUAUGAGCGGAGCCAUCAUAUUCAUUCAGGAAGAUCUGAAGAUAACAGAGGUGCAAGAAGAAGUUCUUGUUGGUUGCUUGAGCAUCAUCUCACUUUUGGGCAGUUUAGCUGGUGGCAGAACCUCAGACGCCAUUGGUAGAAAAUGGACAAUGGCCUUUGCAGCGAUUAUAUUUCAAGCAGGUGCAGUUAUAAUGACGCUUGCUCCUUCUUUCCUAGUACUGAUGAUAGGAAGACUCUUGGCUGGGAUAGGGAUUGGUUUUGGAGUCAUGAUUGCCCCUGUUUACAUUGCUGAGAUAUCUCCCACCAUUGCCAGAGGAUCUUUCACUUCCUUCCCUGAGAUUUUCAUCAACUUUGGAAUCCUUUUAGGUUACAUCUCAAACUAUGCAUUUUCUGGUCUCUCACCUCACAUAAGCUGGAGAAUAAUGCUUGCCGUUGGAAUCCUUCCCUCAGUCUUUAUUGGAUUUGCUCUGUUCAUCAUACCUGAGUCACCCAGAUGGUUGGCAGUGCAGAACCGGAUUGAAGAAGCAAGGUUGGUCUUGCUGAAGACGAUUGAGAAUGAGGGAGAGGUGGAACAGAGACUCCAAGAGAUACUGGAAGCAGCUGGGACUGCAAAUGCAGAUAAGUCUGAAGAAAAAGCUGUCUGGCGUGAACUCCUAAGCCCUUCGCCUGCAGUUCGUCGCAUGAUGAUAACUGGGUUUGGAGUUCAAUUUUUCCAGCAGAUCACAGGUAUAGAUGCAACUGUAUAUUACAGCCCUACAAUCUUGAAAGAAGCUGGAAUUGAGGACAAAACCAAGCUUCUAGCUGCAACUGUUGCUGUUGGAUUUACCAAGACUCUUUUCAUUUUGGUUGCCAUUGUACUCAUUGACAAAGUGGGGAGGAAACCACUGUUAUAUGUGAGCACGAUUGGGAUGACUAUGUGUUUGUUUGGAUUAAGCAUUACCCUAUCUUUAACGAAGGGUGGAGUAGCCAUUCCAUUGUCAAUUUUAGCUGUCUGUGGGAAUGUUGCCUUCUUUUCAGUGGGAAUUGGCCCAGUUUGCUGGGUUUUGACAUCUGAAAUCUUCCCUCUCAAAUUGCGUGCUCAAGCAUCAGCACUUGGAGCUGUGGGGAAUAGGGUGAGCAGUGGUGUAGUUGCCAUGUCCUUCCUGUCUAUUUCUCGUGCUAUUACAGUGGGAGGAACUUUCUUCGUCUUUUUCUUGAUUUCGGCUCUAUCUGUCGUCUUUGUUUAUAUUUUUGUUCCUGAAACAAAGGGGAAGUCUCUGGAGCAGAUUGAGUUGCUUUUUCAGAAUGUGGGAGGAUGGCAAGGUGGUGAGGUGGAGCUUGGAGAUGUUGAGCAUCUAGUGCAAAAACAAUGACUGGUUUUUGGCACAGUUUGAUGAAGCAAAAUCUUCAUGACAUGUCUUCCAACUCUACAAGUAGGUGGAAGGAAGUUAAGCCUUCCCAUGUUCAGAGAGUUUGCAUGUUUCAGUUGGAAACCUCGCUGCUUUCCACCGUACAGGGUUGCUCAUUGAAUCCUAGCUUCCAUACAUGAGUUAUACAGCUUCAAGACUCCUGUUUUGAAUCCAUUCAACCAAGAGGGUAAUUAUCUGUUGUCUGGGUUGCAUUCCUAUUAUCUUGUCAGAAGUUUUCCUAAACUUAUUGAGAGCCUGAUGCGUCCAGCCCCUCGUGUAAGAUUAUAACUGAAAAAAUAUUGGAAGUUAAUUUUAACUCCUAGUGCAUUUUAUUUCAUCAGGAAAUAAGAAUAAUUGAUUUGUUCUUUGUCC